Molecule: messenger RNA, 873 nt
Organism: Pterocles gutturalis (yellow-throated sandgrouse)
Lineage: Eukaryota; Metazoa; Chordata; Aves; Pterocliformes; Pteroclidae
Gene: CCDC68
Product: coiled-coil domain containing 68
Exons: 8
Coding region: 1-873 (290 amino acids)
Biological process (GO): intracellular signal transduction
Cellular component (GO): intracellular anatomical structure
Source: RefSeq, a predicted model, not a curated record
AUGACCACCCUGCUCCUCACCGAGCAAAUAACACAAGAAGACCGUGGCUCGGAGGGAAACUAUGUCCUGUAUGGAUCCUCCUGUUCCCAAAUCACCGAGGAGGCCGAAUACGUGAAAAAGCAGCUCGCUGAAGUCUCGGGCGAUGAAGAAGGGAUGCAGAAGAGCGGCCGGAGCUGGAGCUGCAGUCCCGUUGCACGGACCAUGAGGGAAACAGAAGAGCAGCUGCUGCUGGUGAGCAGGGAGAACCAAGUGCUGAAGAUCAAGCUGGAAGCCACGAGAGAAGCAGGUGUGCAGGCUCUCAGAUCCGCCUCUCAGAAGCUUUAUGAGAAUUACCAGACUCGCUCAGAAGAACUGAAAAAAAGCCAUGACAAUGAGAAGCAGCAAAUGCAGGCUUACAAUCUCCAACAAGAAGAGAAGCUCCGGCAAAGCUCGGAAGAUACCAGCCGCCUUGCUGAAGGCUUCAGGGAAAAAUGCACCCGCAUCGCCGAGAUGGAGAGGCGCGUGCAGAGGAUGGAGGAGGAAAAGAAAACUCUGCUAGAGAAGAAGAUGUCAUUUGAAAAGAGGCUUGAGCAGAUGAUGUCAAGGAAUGAAGACGGCAAACGGUGCCUGGAGCUCCAGCGGCAGAUUUCCACCCUCCAGGAGCAGAUCUCCCACCUGCGGCGCGUGAUCCAGGCGCAGCACCAGGGACUGCACGGCGUCAUACGGGAGGCAGAGGAACUGAACACUGAACUCAAAAACCAAGAUAAAAAGAUAGAAAACCUGACAGAGAAGCUGACUGCACUGGAGGCACAGAAUAAGGAACUGAAAGACAGAGUGGAGUUCUGGUCUGGCCGGCCCAAGGCUAAAGUUUCCAAAGCUGUCUGGACAGAGUAA